AUGAUUCAAGACGACAAACAUGUCACAAAUCCCAUUUUCAGAGACUUACCAACUAAUGUCAAUGAAUGGAAAAAACAAUUGUAUUUGCAACAAUACAAUGAGAUAACAUGUUUAAGACCAGAUUUUAACCUCAGCGAUUUCAAUAGCCCAGCUGAUGACGAUCAAAAAUUAUCUCAAGUUUUAGAGUAUGUGGAUGGUUUUGAUUCUGCUAGUACUUCCACUGAAAAAAAAAUGAUAUUACAACAAAUAUCACUGAAAAAAAAUACCAAUGAAGAAGAAGAAACAGUUGCUUCCAGUUCAGUGGCAAAAUACUGGCCAAUAUUCACUGCUGGCGCAGGUUUAUUUUCAGAUGGGUAUAUUAAUUCAUCUAUCGGUACUGUGUCAUUAUGCUUAUCAAAAAUUUAUGGUGACACAUAUUCGGAGUCUACUGCAAUUCAAAAUGUUUCUUCGAUUGCCUUCGCUGGUACUGUCGUUGGUCAAUUACUAUUUGGUUAUCUGUCAGAUAACUAUAACAGAAAAUUUUCUAUGUUAUUAGGGACAUCAUUGUUAAUUUUAUUCUCCAUAUUAUGUGCUGGUGCAUGGGGUGUUCAUACCUCAGGAACAGAACCAGGUGGGCUAUUCGCAGCAAUCACAGCUUAUAGAUUCUUUUUAGGUAUUGCAAUUGGUAGUGAAUACAGUAGCUCUUCUCCAGCAGCGGCAGAGGCUUCUAACCUGUUACCAAAAGAGAAAAGAAAUAGAUAUUUCAUUUGGUUUACUAAUUUCAUGAUUGAUUUUGGUUUUGUAAUUGCUGCAUUUGUUCCAUUGGUUCUUGUUUGGAUUUGUGGCGAAAAGCAUUUAACCCCAGUUUGGAGAAUUACAAUUGGAUUAGGUGCCAUCCCACCUUUUUCUUUAUUUUUUAUGAGAUUAAAGUAUAAAGAAUCAGAAAGAUUCAAUAAAUCAAAAUUUCAAAGCCAUCCACCAUAUUGGCUAGUCAUUAAAUUUUAUUGGUUCAGAACUCUAGUUAUUGCGACGUUAUGGUUUAUUUAUGAUUUUUCAGCAUACUCUUUUGGUACUUAUUCUUCAAUUAUUAUUGAUCAUGUACUUGGCAAAAAUCCACCAUUAUACCAAACUUUGGGAUGGAAUGUCGUUUUCAAUGUUUUUUACUUACCAGGUGCAUUUUUAGGUGCAUACUUUGCUGAUUAUUUUGGUACCAGAAACACUUUAGCGGUAUUCCUGGUAUUGCAAGGAGCAGUGGGAUACAUCAUGGCAGGUCUAUUGGAGCAUUUAAAGAAACACAUUGGCGGAUUCGUUGUGAUCUAUGGUAUAUUUUCUACGUUAGGUGAAGUGUCUGGUGGCGACAACAUUGGCUGUAUUGCUUCCAAAUCAAAUGCCACCCCAGUCAGAGGUCAAGUAUAUGCUGUAAGUGCUGCCAUCGGCAAAGUUGGUGCCUUCGUUGGUAGUUAUGUUUUUCCUGACAUCAUUAAAAAUGCAGGUGGAUAUGAUACUACUAAAGGGUUACAAGCUCCAUACUUAGUUUCUUCAUCAUUAUGUAUAUUUUCUGCAGUAUUAGCAUACUUCUGCUUACCUCCAUUAGAUCCUCAAAGUGUUGUUGAUGAGGACAUCAAAUUCAUUGAAUAUUUAAAAAGUCAAGGCUAUGACAUCUCAAAAAUGGGUAAUAGCCAAGAACCUACCAGUCGUUCUAGGCGUACUGAAUUAUUAGAAAAGAUCUAA
Molecule: messenger RNA, 1710 nt
Organism: Tetrapisispora phaffii CBS 4417
Lineage: Eukaryota; Fungi; Ascomycota; Saccharomycetes; Saccharomycetales; Saccharomycetaceae
Exons: 1
Coding region: 1-1710 (569 amino acids)
Biological process (GO): transmembrane transport; carboxylic acid transport
Cellular component (GO): plasma membrane
Molecular function (GO): carboxylic acid transmembrane transporter activity
Source: RefSeq, a predicted model, not a curated record